Nematostella vectensis (starlet sea anemone) is the source of this 3199-nucleotide messenger RNA. RefSeq lists its product as uncharacterized. The record is from RefSeq and is a predicted model, not a curated record. NCBI's taxonomy places the organism in Eukaryota, Metazoa, Cnidaria, Anthozoa, Actiniaria, Edwardsiidae. The coding region runs from base 72 to 1160 and encodes 362 amino acids. The transcript has 7 exons.
UGUUCUAAAAGAAUGCUGGGAUCAAGCGGAAGAGCUUGAACUUGUUAUAGCUCGAAAACAAGGCUCCGAAAAUGAGUUCAGAUAGCAACGAAAACUCCAUUCCACCGAUCACAGCUGAUGUGACAGAAGCGGAGAUUCGAAUGAAUGUCAAAGACAAACUGCAACUCAUCGAUAAGGAAGUACGAGAGCUGUACGAAUUUUGCGUGAAAGCUGGCUACACUCCGGAGCAAAUCGAGCUAUGCGCUACACCGAUGCUUGCAGUUGAGACUAGCGUGAAGCGGAAGAGCUGGUUCAAGCGACUCGGCUAUCUUCUUGGGGUAGUGCUGUUGGUGUUUUUCUUCGUUUACUAUGAGCCGGCCUACUACAACAUCUGCAUCUACGCAAAACUCGCCUCCAUGAAGGUUUUGCCCUAUUGGGACUGGCGCUACAUAUAUGACGAGUUUUGUUUUGUGAAGAACCCAUACUAUGUUGAACAGAAACUGACCAAAAAGGAUUGUAGAGAGAACUGUAAAGAACUCAAGACCAUUGGAGUUAUUGAAAAAACUGAUGCCAAUGAAAUGUCAGACUUCCUGUUUAGUGAAACACCUGUUAUUAUCAAUGAUGCCACUGAUGACUGGCAAGCAAGGAAGGAUUUCAGCAUUGAGUUUCUUGCAAAGCUGUAUAGCGAAAAUAGUAUCCUAAGGAACAAUGAAGUUUGUAACUUUCAGACAACGAUAGAUGGUGAUUACAACCACCCGACACAGUUCUUGUCGGAUGUCAUUAAUGGAAAAAUACAAGACAGCUACGAGACCCACUGGGAAAAUUGUGAUUCAGAAACAGCCAAGAUAAUGCGCCAGUUUUACCGCCGCCCAUAUUUCCUCCCUCCCAUGGUAGAGGCAUCAGAGAGCAACUGGAUGACUGUGUCGCAAGGGGGGAACAAAUCACUUAAGGUAACGUGGAGUUCUUCCAUGACAUGGAUGUCCCAAAUAACUGGUCGCAGUCGCAUCAUUCUUCGCCCUGAUGCAGUCUGUAAGGGCAUCUGCAGAAACCUAAGGACUGAACUCGAAGCAGGGGACUCCCUUGUUUUUGUGAAUGAGAUGUGGUCCAUGUCUUACAAGCCAUUAGGAGACACACCAGUCAUCGCCAUUGGAGCCACUGGUAUCUUUGAUAGAAUAGACUAAACACUAUUUAGUGUACUGGAAUUAGUGAUUACAUCUAUUGUAUUCGUGACGUCUAUUGUGAUGCGUGACAUGGAUUGUAUUGAGUGUGCUGUAUUGGACAGCUUGCGAUAUCAAUGUCUGAAACAAGCAGUUGUACUUUAAGGUUAAAUUUAUGAAUAAAUAAUGUUUUGAAAAUGUUUUUUUGCUUUACUUACUAAAAUAUGGCACUAGCCAUAUAUAACAGUUAGCCAGACAAAAUACGACAUUCGCCGUUCCCUGGAAUAUAACGGACAUUUGCUGGAAUAGAACAGAGACAGACAUUGUUGUUUCCAUAGUAAACUAUUUUAUAGGCUUUUUGUUAAAAAUAGCGAAUAAUAUCUUUUUUUCAAACUUUUUUUAACUUGUUUUCCCAUUUCCCCCCUUUUUUUACUUGUUUUCCUGUCUCUGCCCCAUGGCGGACAGGUAACCGUUUGUGCUUUACCUCGGUCACAUUUAUCUCAAAGCGGCCCUUCAAGCCGGUAAAUAACAAUAUAGAUAGAUAAGGGAUGGUAAGAAAAGUGCGUCCAAAGUCCCAAAUCUUUAUCUAGCUGGUGCGGUGGUUGCGCGCUCAGCUUUAAUUAAACCGCGCCUGCUUUAUCAGCGCUUGUGUAGACAAGCAAAGACGUACAGGUACUAAAGACGUCAGGUUAAUUUAAAAAUAAUUAUAUUAUUGCGCUUCAUUGCUGGUGGGAGUUCGCGGGUGCUUAAGACUCAUGCGCAUGCGUGAACCAAUAAUGACGUGUCCUUUAACUGUUCAUCCUUGUGUGACAUCAAAAAACAAUGCGCAUGCGUGAACGAAAGACUAAUAAUGACGUGUCCUUUAACUUGUUCACCCUUGCGUGAUAUCAACACAUCUCAAAACACACUGCUAAAUACUAUCACACAGACCUUAUCUCAAGUCUCGUAAAAUUAAACAUUUGAAGAGGUGAAAGCUACAGUAUGAGACAGCUACCGGGAAAAGCCGCUAAAGAAACGAGGAAAAUGAAGAGAGAAAGAAAACAGCAAAAUAAAGAAGGACACAACAGAGUGGUGACCGUCGCCAUUCCCGUCUGCUUGGCUGUAUUUGUGAUGCUUAUUGUGUACGUGUACUCUGCGACAAGCAAGCACUGAAAAUGGGCUAGAAGAUAAAUGAACUAGAAGACAACUGUGAUUACUAACACUUGGAUAAUAAAGAAGGAUUGGAUCAUUAUCAAGAAUUCUGAAGAUCAAGUUGCCUUGGGAGAUAGAACUUAUAAGAUGGCAUUCAAGCAUCAUUUAUGAAUUUUUGUUUGAUAAAAAAAACUACUUUUAUAAGAAAGUCUAAUUUUUUGGGCAUUUUAAGGCUGAGAAUGUUCUUAUUUUUGGGGCAUUUUAAGGCUGAAAAUGUUCUUAAUGAUGUUCUUAAAUGUAUAUAGAAAUGCAGAACACAAUGAACUAUUAGGAAGAGAAGUACACAAAUGAUCAAUAGUCAGGAAAACACAAAAGAGAACAAUGGAAUCAGAUCGCAAUAAGGCGUUAUCCGCUAAAGUGUAGUUCACGGGUUUAUGAAAAUCACUACUUGUUGAGUAGUCAUGAUGUUUCGGCUACUUGUCCACAGAGUGAUCCAUGUUACACUACACUCUUCCUAUUUUUAAGAACUUUUUUUAUUAGAACGUCCAGCCUGGGAUCAACCAAAUUUUAAAAACAUACCAAGUCUCAGGUAGCAGACAAAACUAAUUGCUCUGUUAGCAGUCUGGUGCGUUAUAAAAUGCAGAAUCAAAUUCUGUUUAUAAUAGAGUGGUUCUCAAAAUCCCGUGAGAUACUACUUAGUUUAUUUAGUACUAAUACACUGUGAUGUCUUUGUUCUCUUUUUUUCUGGCUUGUCUAUUACACUUAAACAGCUAAAUUUGGUUGCACGGGUUUGAAAACCACUCUUACAACCUUAAUUAUUAUUGCUAUUAAACUUUGACUAGCACACUUUAUUUCACGGGUUAAUGAAAACCACUCUAUUGCUUUGCUCUUUGGAAGUAUUUAUCAAUAAAACGAGCUAAAAAUCAUUAAAA